Molecule: messenger RNA, 1053 nt
Organism: Solanum verrucosum
Lineage: Eukaryota; Viridiplantae; Streptophyta; Magnoliopsida; Solanales; Solanaceae
Product: trans-resveratrol di-O-methyltransferase-like
Exons: 2
Coding region: 1-1053 (350 amino acids)
Biological process (GO): methylation
Molecular function (GO): O-methyltransferase activity; protein dimerization activity; S-adenosylmethionine-dependent methyltransferase activity
Source: RefSeq, a predicted model, not a curated record
AUGGCAUUGCCUAAUAAUGAUAUUGGAGACGAAGCUAGGGAAGUUCUGUCUACUCAGGCACACAUAUGGAACCAUACAUUCAACUUCAUCAGCUCCAUGUCACUCAAAUGUGUAAUUCAGCUCCGAAUUCCAGAUAUCAUCCAUAGCCAUGGUCGAGCCAUGACCCUCUCCGAUUUAGUGAAUGCCCUCUCUAUCAACAAAUCCAGAGGUCAGGAUUCUAUUUAUCGUCUCAUGCGUAUGCUAAUUCAUGCCGGCUUCUUUAUUCAAGAAGAAGAGGGUUAUUUACUUACUCCGUCUUCACGUCUUCUCCUUAAAGAUGAGCCUAAUAAUUUGAGCAUGAUUCCUUUCAUUCAAAUGAUACUUGAUCCAAUUAUGAUGGAUCCGUGGCACUAUCUCAGCCAAUGGAUCCAAAAUGGCGGGACUUCUCCAUUUGCCACCACUCAUGGGAAGCACAUCUUUGUAUUUAAUGAAGCUAUGGCAGGUGAUGCCCGUUUGGUCAUGAGCGUGUUGAUUCAAAAUGGGAAGGGAGUUUUUGAAGGGUUGAAAUCGUUGGUGGACGCUGCAGGAGGCACUCGAACCGUAGCUAAAGCUAUUGCUGAAGCAUUUCCACAAAUAAAUUGUACUGUCUUAGAUUUGCCUCAUGUAAUUGAAGGGCUUGAAGGAAGCAAGAACCUGAGCUAUGUCGGAGGAGACAUGUUUAACUCCAUUCCUUCUGCCGAUGCAGUUGUACUAAAGUCAGUGCUACUUGACUGGGAGGACGAAGAUUGUAUAAAAAUAUUGAAGAAAUGUAAAGAAGCAAUUUCAAAUAAGGAGAAUGGAGGAAAGGUGAUCAUCAUUGACAUGGUACCGAUAGAUCAUAACGUAGAGAAAGAAGACGACGACAGUAAGACAUAUGAAACUCAACUUUUCUAUGACAUGCUUAUGAUGGUUGCUGUUUCUGGAAAACAAAAAAGGGAACAAGAAUGGGCAAAACUCUUCUAUGAUGCUGGUUUUAGUGACUACAACAUUAUUCCUAUCUUAGGAUUAAGAUGUGUUAUUGAGGUUUACCCUUAA